AUGUUGCUGGCGGUUCAGAACGAUGGCAGGGAGCAGCAGCCAGCGCCGCAGAUCUUCGGGGUCGGAUCCAGCACCGGGGGAUUUGCGCUCGGGUUUACGAGGGGGCCCUUAGUCGGCGCCGAAGUCGAGGAGUCAUCUUCGUUUCUUAUCCAGCCCCUGAAGCCUCUGCAGCUCCUUCAGCCGCCGCUCGAUGUUUCGUUGGAUUUUAAACCCUUGCAGGCAGUGAAGCCACCUGAAGGUCUUGAUGGCUUUCUACUGCUCUUUCGUAUAAUUUUCACUUUUAUUCUGAUUUCAGGAGUGAAAUAUUGUCUCUUUUUUGAGAUUAAAGAUAUUAAUUUCUGUGAGUGAGCGAGAAUUUUCGAUCAACCGAGUUAACAUGGAUAAUUUCUUCCAUAUUUCUUGAUUUCUUUUCACGAAUAUAUAAGCGUCAAAUUUCGUACGGAAGGGCCUCACUUUGCAUUGCAGUUGAUGAGGACAUGCAAUUGGCACUCGCGCAUCAUAACUACAAGACUGGAAACUAUCAACAGGCCUUGGAGCACUGCAAUGCAAUUUAUGAGAAGAAUCCACGUCGCAGUGAUAACCUUCUUCUCCUUGGUGCUGUAUAUUUCCAGGUAACUUAUAUUCUCCAUCGUUUACCUUUUUAACAUCCUUUCCGUUGUAUUCAUGAAUUGUCCUACAUGAAUGUUUUAUGGAUUCUUCCUCUCAAAAUUUACAUCCACAUUUUUUUUUCUGAUGAACCUCUGUUUUCCCCUAGUUGCAUGAUUUUGAGAUGUGCAUCGCAAAGAACAAGGAAGCAAUUGCAAUCGAUCCGAAAUUUGCCGAGUGCUAUGGUAAUAUGGCCAAUGCUUGGAAGGUGACUAUCUGAAAGAAUGAUUUUGACCAUUAAAGUUAAGCACCAUUUGAAUGAAAUAAAGAAAGCCACCUCUAAUUAUUACUUUGGUGCAGGAGAAAGGCAAUGUCGACCUGGCAAUCCACUAUUACUUGAUUGCUGUUAAGGUGCAUAUGUGCUGCUUUAUCUCUUGCAUUCCAUUCAAAAACUAGCACGAGAGGGGAUAGAAAUAUUCGACAUAAAAUUUAUUUUUUUAGAUUAUUGUUAAUUAUGUACAGAGAUUUCCCAUUCUUAAUCUAUCACUUGUGUCAUUUAUUUCUUUGUGUUACAGCUUAGACCCAGUUUUUGUGAUGCAUGGUCUAACUUGGGAAGUGCAUACAUGCGGAAAGGAAGGCUUAAUGAGGCGGCAGAAUGUUGUCGCCAAGCUCUUGCAUUGAACCCCCGAUUGGUGAAUAUCUUAAUAUUUUUCUCUUUUCUGGUAUGAGCAAUUUCGCUUUGGUCGACUCAUUUCCUCUCUUCUUAUUUGUCAUAGGUUGAUGCUCAUAGCAACCUUGGUAAUCUGAUGAAAGCACGGGGUUUACCACAUGAAGUAAGUUUAAGAUGUCAUUGUUUCAUCUGAUGUAAUCAUGCUUCUCCUACAUUCUCCGCUCUUCUUGAUGGGUGCGUACUAACUUAUUUUUAUUUUUUGGCUGCGAGUAUACAUGAUGUUAUGGAAUUUAUAAAUUACGUCACUAUUAAGAAAUAGACAUAAUUCUCUGCCUGAAAGUUUACAUUGAAAAUUUGAAAAUCACAUGGACCUUGGCAAACAAGUGAUGUUCUGCUCAGACUUGAGUUGAAUGAGUUGGAAGCGACAAAAUAUUUUUAACUGAAUGAAAACUCAAACAGACACACUUUGUCAGAUUUGGUUUGUUUCAAGUGAUGAUGGAGUGACUUCAAUUCUACUUGCCUAGGUAGAUAUUUUUUGAGUCAGAGGCCAUGGUGUUUUUGCCCAGUUUCCUGCUGUCUACUGGAACAUGUAGCAUGGAUAUUGUCUGCGGGUCAUUUGUGAAUACUGUCAUUACAAAAUGAGGGGAGGAAAGUCAGAGUGGGAUUGCAUGCUUCCUUCUCCCAUUGAAGUUUUUUUCCCCCAACAUUAAUGAAGCAUAUUUUUGUCAUAUAAACUUUUUUGAGUGAGACAGUCCAUUGUUUGGUUAGGAUCUUUCUUGAAAACGGCGGAAUUUGUGAAACUGGGAUUAGAGACACUAGCUUAAUCAUUGUGCUCUCAUUUUGGACAGGAAGGUACUUGCACCAUAAAUGUUCAAUUAUGCACUUUGUUUAUUAAAGGAUAUUAAAUAGCCCUAGGGCUCUAUAAACGCUGAUAUCAAGUUUAACCUCUUGCAUGCAAGGUGUACGUUUCUCUUUUUGGUCUUCAAUUCCUGGUCAUAUGGUUAUAGUAGAACAUUUGAAUGACAGAAAGAGCAAUGUUAGGAUUUUAUUUAUGUUGAAAAGUAUAGUUACCCUAUGAAUUUUGAGCGGAUAGCAGGAUGGGAGGAGUCGCAUAAGAAUCUCUUUCAUGCAUUUUUAUCUAGAAGCCUGAAAUUUUCUGCGGCCUCCAUUUCUGUCCUGUGCAGAAAAUUUUCCUAUGUUAACUGUUGCAUAAACUGACAUUAUGGUUGUAGACAUUAACAUUAUAACCUUAUAUACAUUAGCAAUUGACUUUACAGUGUAUAUUUGACUAAUUGUUGCUACAUUUGAUCAAUACAGGCAUACAACUGCUAUGUCGAAGCACUACGCAUACAACCCACUUUUGCAAUUGCUUGGUCUAAUCUUGCUGGUCUUUUCAUGGAAGCUGGAGAUCUCAGCAGAGCAGUUUUAUACUACAGGGUAAAAUGAGUUCCACCCCAUUCCGAGAUAGUCAUUAUUUCUGCAAACCUGUCAUCUCGUCCUUUCUAAUGAGUAUUGGUGGCUGGACAUUUAUUAUCAUUUUUAUUCUUUAACUAGUGUUUUUCCCUCUGCAAAAAAGUUUCACUGGAAAGUUCAUCCGGUUCAGCUUACGUUUCAUCUAUAAACUCCCAGCAGGAGCAUUUAGAAGGGUGAAAUGUUUUAAUUCAAAUAUUUCAUCUCUAUUUUGUUUUUCUCUUUUGCCAUGCUAUAAUUACAUAGAAACCUAGGCAAUUAUGUUAUGCAAUCACUGAAAUGAUGUAAAUUCUGUGGUCUCUCUCAGCUAUCCCACCAAAGAAACUGUUGGAGGAAACAUGGGAUUUUGCUUUCCUGAUUUUCUGAUGUUGUGUUUCACCUUGUUUAUGAACAUUUUGUUGCUUCCUGAUUUACUUUAUCUUGUGUCAUGCAUCAUUUUUUGGUUGCUAAAGAUAAAAAAUAUUUGAUUUGAGCUCCCAUCCUAAGGUGCAUUCCAUGUAUUAAUGGGAAUUACUUGUCAGAUCCCUGGUGUGUAAUCCUUAACCCUUGUUGUUUUUGACAAAACUCUUAGGAUUGCUAUCUAAAGUGUCGAGGAUUCUAUUGUGCAGUUAGGGAGAAAACCUGUUUAAUGAUGGUUGGUCGAUUCUGGUAUCAUCCAGAGGGUUGUAAAGUUGAGAAUUUGGUUCUGAAUUGUAUGGGCCUAUGGAUGUACCAUUCCUACAAUUAGGGAAUUCUUUUUGGAAAAACGUAAGUCACGUGUCUUGGAAAAACUGUGGUCCUCAUAUUUUUUGACAAAUUGUUUUCAAAAUUUAUGGAUUAAUGACAUCAAACAACCGUUAUCAAACUAUUCUGAGGUCGUUUUUUCCUAGCCUUCCUUGGAUGUCCAGACCUAUGUGCGUCUUGUAGAAUUUUAUAUUUGAGGAUAUUGGCUGUGGAUGAUCCUAGUUACUACAGGAGACACUCUCGACCAGAUUGUAACUGUCCUGCUGAAUUUCUCUAUUCAACAUUCUUGCUCUUGUGCUGUUAGUCCCUCUUAGUAUAUAUAGUCAUCCCGUUGGGAACUUCUCACUGAUUCAGGUAUUCAUCAAAGUUUGAUCCGCACUGUUGACCAUAUGAAAUUAAUUUUCAAAGGUUAUUAUAGUGAACCAAUAAACCAAGUUAGCUAGUUAUCUUUCAUUUUCUCUAGUUUCAGCCGCUAACUUACAGUGGGAUCACUUGUCUUCUUGUUGACGUUUUGCAUAGAGAGUAUGUACGGAUUCGUGCUAGUUGGAUCCUGGAAAAUCGAAGUUGUUAGAUGUCACAGUCAUGUUGGCCCCAUCCAACCUGGUUUUUCGAUUCUGCGUACUGAAUUUACACCAAGUUGGCGAAUCUUGGUUUCCAGAAGAGCUGUUUAUCCUCUGUGAAUAUUUUAUGAAUAAAGUGCCAUUCCUCUCUUUUAAUGAGCUAAACUGACUGUAAAAUGUGUAUUUGAUGAUUGUGUUUAAUUAGUUGUUGUCAGUGCUUUUGUUUUGAAACUCUUGCUUAUUAACCGAGUUUGGGAAUCUCCUUUUCUUCCAGGAAGCGUUGAAAUUCAAACCAAAUUUUCCUGAUGCCUACCUGAAUCUAGGCAAUGUGUAUAAGGUAAGCCUUCAUGGUCUGUGACAAUACUGUCACAUCAACUGCCAGAAGUAGUUUCUGGGGUGUGCGAUACAGAUCUUUCUUUUGCCUUUUCCAGGCAAUGGCGAUGGCUCCAGAGGCCAUCACAUGCUAUCAGCGUGCUCUCCAAGGUCGACCAGAUUAUUCAGUUGCUUAUGGUGAGUUGUUCAAUUCAGUUUUUUAUGCUGUGUUUGUUCACAUUUUAUAAGCUACCGACUUAUGAGUUGGUCCUCCAUUUCCAAUUACUUCUGAAGUGGAAAAUUAAUUUCAUGUUUUAUGAUCAUCAGAUUGUUAUUUAAUUAAACAAUAUGCAGGGAAUCUAGCUAGUAUAUACUAUGAACAAGGUCAGAUGGAUUUGGCUAUCCUUCACUACAAGCAAGCUAUAGUUUGUGAUUCGGGAUUUGUAGAGGCAUAUAACAACCUGGUUAGUUUGGUUGUCUCUUUUCUGCGUGGGUCCUAAUUAUCCUGACAUGAAUGCAAUGGAAUGAAUGAUUUUUAUUGUCUUCUAAAUAUGUAGGGGAAUGCGCUGAAGGAUUCUGGACGGGUGGAAGAGGCAAUCAAUUGCUACAGAGUAAGUCAAUAUACAUGAUUGCUUGUUUAAUUUUUAUUGCUUUAUUUAAUUUAUUAUACUCUUCUAAUGUUUUUUCUUCAAUAAUUUAUACUGGUAAAUUUGAUUCAUGAAGUCAUGCCUGGCAUUACAACCAAGCCACCCGCAAGCACUUACUAACCUCGGGAAUAUAUACAUGGAAUGGUAAGCGUUAACAUCUGAGAGGGUUUACUGUCCGCUGCAUAUUGAGAAAAGAGUUGUUCCUUCGUGACAUAAUUCUGACGUGCAGGAACAUGAUGAAUGCUGCAUAUUCAUGCUAUAAGGCUACAUUAAAUGUGACAACUGGGUUAUCUGCUCCUUUCAAUAACCUGGCAAUUAUAUAUAAACAACAGGUACCUCUCUGUCAAACUUCUUCCAUGAUAAUUUGUGCAUGUUUGGGUCGUGAUUUCCCUGUUUGAUGAAUAACUCUCUUCGUUAUUCUUUCUCCACUUUCAAUUUUAGGCUAUUCUGGUUCUUAUGAUAUCCUUGAUGCUUGAUUGAACCUUGAAACUUCCAACGUAACAGGGAAAUUACGCUGAAGCUAUAACUUGCUAUAAUGAGGUGCUCCGUAUAGAUCCCUUAGCAGCUGAUGGGCUUGUGAAUAGAGGCAACACAUUCAAGGAGAUGGGUAGAGUUAAUGAAGCCAUUCAGGAUUAUAUCCGGGCAGUGACUAUCCGGCCAACUAUGGCUGAGGCGCAUGCAAAUUUGGCUUCAGCAUAUAAGGAUAGGUACCAUAUGCGCCAUGGCAUGCCUUGGUUUUGAGUGGUUCACUUUUUUAUAAGUUUUGUAUUAUUAAGCACGUCACCUUGAACUUGGGUGCUCGCAGUGGACACGUGGAUGCUGCUAUAAAGAGUUACAAGCAGGCAUUGUCAUUGCGCCCUGAUUUUCCAGAAGCAACCUGCAAUCUUCUCCAUACAUUGCAGGUGACAGUCACAUUUCCUUUUAUCAAAAUUGUUGAACUUAUUAUGGUUUGCUUCUUGAAUGAAAAAAUAUGGAAUCCUGAUCCACACUACCAUGGGUUGGAACCUCUGUUAGUAUUCUUUUGAGACAGCUACCGAUGGUAGUAUAGAUAUUCUUUUGAGACAACUGUUAGUAUCUUGGAUAAUUGUUUUUUGUGCAGCUGUUAGUAUCUUGGAUAUUCUUUUCAUGUCAAAUAUGAGAUAAUAGAUUGUUGGAGGUAUGGAAUGUGUAGGAAUAGUAUUGGAUAAUAUACCAAUGGUUCUUGAACAAUCAAUCAUGUAUACCAUCAUACGUCAUUACUUCAGCUGUAAUACCUCUUUGAGUAGGUUGUUAUGAUAUUACUUAUUCUACAUCACAUAAAUAAUUCUGUAUAACUAAGGGUUAGCAUUAGGGCUUUUUUUAUUUAUCCUUGACAUUCUGUUCUAUAGGAUGUGUUGGUAAUUGAUCUUGAUCGAGGUUUGUUCAACCUGGAGAAUGAAGGAGUUGAUCUUCAUGAUCCUCUUCUUCCAAGCAGAUGAACUCAGCAGCCACUUCUUGGAGUAGGGUUCCUGCAACCCAAUUAAUUCAUUGAUUAUCAUGAUUUCCCGUUUAAAUACAGGUCAUAUGAGUUAAUGGGUCAGGCCCAUUACAUUGGUCUAUAGGCAGAUCCAUUAAAGUUUAAUGGAUAUGUUGGAAGUUCUAGGUCAUAGGGAAAUACUGUAAUUAGUUGAGGGUGUUUUUGCCAAAAAAGAGAGAGAGAGUGUAUUGUUAUUCCCUUUAUAGUGGGGUUUAGAAUUGAAUGAAUCUUGAGGCGAUUUCUUCCAUUCUCCCCUGUCCUUCGUGACGAGGUUUUAUUUCUCUAUUUGAACAUGGUAUCUUCCAUUAAAGUCUUGUUUGACAUCUCCUACCUAAGGGAGUGCUGCUGCUGCCGCCUCCACCAUUGUUGCUGUUGCCUCUGUGUUUGGCAUUGGUCUUGUUUGGCAUCUCCUACUUGAGGGAGCGCCACUGCUGCUGCUUCUGUUCAGCGUCGGCUUUGUCCGGCUGGGGUUUCAUCGUGAAUCAAUUCUUACGUCAUUUGAGGCGUGCUAUCUUUCUUCAUUUAUAGGUGUGAUAUCCUAUCAUUUCGAGCAGGUUUUCUUUCCUCCAUUUAGAGCGGUUCUACUUCGGUCAGUCCUCUUGUCUAGGGACGACGAGCUUUUCUUCUUGUUGGAGUCACAAGUUACCACCAGUGUCGAUGUCAUCUCUCCCACCACUCCAGUGUCGCCUCCUCUUCCGGUGAGGUCUUCUACCAGCGACGCUGUUCUACGACGAGAGAGCACUGAUCUUGCUCUUUCUCGUGUCUUCGAGAGUGAUCUCCAUCUGUUAUUUGACAGUACAUCUGAGUUCAUCAGCAGCAGGUUCGUCAAUGACAUCUUCAGGUUCAUUGGUGUCAUUUCUGUCUGCUUUAAGCCUUCUGUCUAGAGGUUGAAAUAUCUAGGUUCAUUACCAUUGUUUUUAUCUUCAUCAGUGUUCUUGAGAGAGGUAAAAUCAGCCUCUCUUAUCCACGCUUUGUCUCAGUCUAGUGUCGUACUCCGUCCUCCUCAGUUUUCCCUAGUUUGGUGACCAAAGUUCUUCACAGUUCACAUUGCUACAGUUCAUGUUGUUUGGUGUUGUCUUCUCACCUUUGCCUUCGUCGAAAUGCCCUUCACCUUCCAGUUUCUAUGUGAGUUCAUUACUAGAUCAGUUGGGGGGGGGGGGGGGGUUGCUGGCUUGCACCUCUCAUGAGAGCUGAGCCGCAUCAUCACAUCAAUUGUCAUUGUUGGAGCCUUUGGGUCAGAUCUUGGCACUAUGUAGAUCUUUGAGUUGAGGGAUACCCUCUGCGUGCUUGGUGCCACCUUGUCAACUACCUCAUGACUCCGAGGCAGGCUCUGCAGCACUGGGACAUAACGACCAUCAUGAUCAAGUCACAGGCGUUUGGUGUUAUCAUAUACAUGGUGAGCUGUCCUUAGGGUAUGACAAGCAUCAGAGGAGCCAAAGGUGUCGGCGAAUCCACAACCUCAGCGGUGGUCAUCUUCGACUACCAUUAAAGGAAGAGUUGCUACCACAAUGGAUUUUCGUCAUCACCAACUUAGUCAAAAUGACCUUUUUCAAUGUUCAUCUUGAGGGGGAAAGUUGGAAGUUCUAGGUCAUAAGCAAAUAUUGUAAUUAGCUGAGGGGGUUUUUGCAAAAACAAUUGUAUUGUUACUCCCUAUAUAAUGGGGUUUAGAGUUGAAAGAAUCUUGAAGUGGUUUCUGCCAUUCUCCCCUCUGUCCUUUGUGACGAGUUUUAUUUCUCCAUUUCAACAGGAUCUACUUAACAAGAGGAAUAAUGGGAAAGAACAAAAUACAAUGAAAAGAAAAACAAAUAUGGAUGUUCAACAACCCCUCUCAAGUUGGGUAUGCAUGUUUCCAUGCCCAACUUGGACACCAUCUUUUGAAAUAUUGAUCUUGUGAGUCUCUUUGUGAAUAUGUUGGCAACCUCGAAUCCAUAUAAACCUUCACAUAUCCCUUGGGCCAAUACCCCAAACUUUGCUUCGGCACUAGAUUGUGUGACUACUUGUUACUUCUUGCUCCUCUUGGUCACAAGAUUUCCACCCACAAAUGUAUGAUAACCAGAUGUCGAUUUGUGAUCUAUGACAGACCUUUGCAUAAUCUGCAUGUGUAGAUUUCAAUAGAUGUAUUUACUCCUUUUGUGAAUAGAAUGUCUUGCCAUGUUGUUGUCUUUAAAUAUGCCGUAUGUAGGUGUAUCUCCCUUGGGUCAUUCAUAUGUUGACUGGAUACACACUACAAAUGCUAUAUUUAGAUGCGUAUGAUUUAGAUAUGUCAACUUUCCAAUCAACUGUUGAUAUGGGCCUUUGUCCACUUGACCAGAGUUUUUACCUUCUCCAAUACUCAAGUUGGGAUCAGCAGGUUUACACUCUAAUUUCCCAAUCUCUUGAGUUAAAUUUAAAAUAUAUUUGUGUAGUGAAAGAAAUAUCCUUUCCUUUGAGUAUGCAACCUCAAUUCCCAAGAAAUAUUUUAGUCUCUCUAGAGAUUUCAUAUCAAAUUCCCUAGAUAGGUUUUGGCCAAGGCAUUUAAUCUCGAUAAUAUCAUCUCCUAUUAUGAUAAUAUCAUCUGCAUACACAGUUUUGGCUGUAACCUUGUUUCGGGCACCGGGCUUAAUAAAGAGAUUGUGAUCCCCAUUACUUUGUACAUAUCCCAAUUCCUUUAUAGCUUGAGUGAAUCUCUCAGACCAGGCUUGGGCUGAUUGUUUUAAACCAUACAUAGAUUUCUUCAACCUGUAAACAACAUUAUUUUGACGAGUAAAUGUGUAACUUGGAUGUACAUCCAUGUAAACCUCCUCUAAAUCUACGUGAAGUAAUGCAUUUUUAAAUCGAAUUGAUGCAUUUCUCAUCCUCUAAAUCUGUGUAACGAAAGCAAAUGUCUCAAAAUAAUUGAUUCCAUAAGAAUAUGAAUAGCCUUUAGCCACCAACCUUGCCUUGUAUCUUUCCAAUGUUCUAUUAGCUUUAUACUUGAGAGUAUACACCCACUUACAUCCCAUGUAUAGUUCCUCUCUAGUGCCUCAAUUUUCUUAUUCAUAGCAUGAUUCCAUUCUUUGUGUGAUAGAGCUUCUUCUACUAUCUUGGGGAUAAUAAUUGUCUUUAGGUUUAUGAGAAAAAGCUUUGUACGAUGGUGUUAGCCUAUCAUAGGAUAUGUAGUUGGCCAUAGGAUAGAGUGAUUUCCUUGUACAACUUUUCUUCCCUUUGCAUAGAGCAAUGGGCCAAUCCAGUUGUCCCUCAUCAUUUGUUUUAGUGAAUUGGUGGUCCUCUUCUUGGUUGGUAUCAUCAAUUUGAGAUGCCUCUUGUACUUGGGUUAAUUUCCUCUGUUGGUUCUCUCUGCAGUGCAGGUAAAUCAUUCAUUUCUGUUGGUAUAUAUUGUGACUCCACUUUGGGUUAUCUCUUUAUACUUGUACUUCUAUGAUUCUAGGAAUUGGUGUCUCCUGAACUAGGAAUUCGUUGUUAUCCUGUAACUCAGCAUCGGUGAUCUAGUUCUCUGUCUCUUGUUGAUCCCUCAACCCAUAAAAUGAUUCCAGCUUGUUAAAGGUCACACUAGCUGAGAUGAAGAAUUUCUUGGAACCUUGGAGUCAGUUAUCGAUCGGGGUUACCCAUCUCCUUCUUUAACACGACCAAUCUUCAGCCCCGAUACCUUGUCACACAAUGAAACAUCCAUUGUCCUCAAGAAUAAAACAACAAUUAAUAUCUUUAACAAGUUUCUAUGGUGAAAUUAGAUGAGCCUUCAAAUUAGACACGUAAAACAUUUCUUAAAUUGCCUUAAUGAUCUAUUUUUCAAGCUCCCAAUAAUUACUUCAACCAGUAGAAUCUCACCGCCAAUAGUAAUAACUUUUCUUUGACCAUCACAUUUUGCAUAAUCAACAAAUUUGCACAUAUUUGAGGUCAUAUUGUCUGUGGCACUAGAGUCAAGGAAAAGUUAUUACCAUUGGUGCUGAGAUUCUACUGGUUGAAGGGAUUAUUGGGAGCUUGAAAAUAUAUCAUUUAGGUACUUUAAGAAAUGUUUUAUGUGUGCCUAAUUUGAAGGCUCAUCUAAUUUCACCGUAGAAACUUGUUAAAUGCUAAAACUGUUGAAUGCAUAUGAUCUCGAAAAAACUUUAUUCUCACAUGACCGAACCAAGGACGUCGAGCUCAACAUUUUCUUGAGCUUCUCUACUUCCUCCCUCAGUCUUUCAAAUUCAUCACCCUUGUGCUGAUUACAAGGAUUGGGAGGUUCUUUCAUCACAUAUUGGCCUUCUAUAGUUUCUAUUGGUUGAGAAGUAGCCACAUAUGCCCUCCCCUGUUGGGGUGGUCGUCCAUGUAGCUUCCAGCAAGUUUCUUUUGUAUGAUGCUUCUCCUUGAAAUAUGGGCACCAGAGGUUCUCUUUGUUCUCCCACUUCUAGUAUCUCCCUUGUGAUGCAGUAGUUGGAGCUUAAUUGCACUCCUUUUGCUCUAAUUAAUUCCCUUGAUUGGGCAAUUUUCUGGAAUGGAUUGGUCGAUCAUGCUUCUUGGAGGUGAAGGCUGUCGACUCAUUCUUUUUAGUGUUGGUGAGUAGAUUUAAUGUACUCUCUUCUUCCAUAACAAUCUGAAUGGGUUCACCCAGAUCAUGUAUUUUCUCAUGGUGGAGAAUUUGACUCUUGAGGCUUUCAUAAUCAAGAGUUUAGUCCCAUUAGGAAUGUAUAUAUUAUGUGUUUCAAUGUAUACAUGCACUCCUCAGAAUUGAAAUUCUUUAUUGGCCAAUAAUGAUCAAUCUCCCUCCAUAGCCUUUGAUUCACACUAAUAUUCUUUAACGGAUUUGCUUGCGUUAAAUGUAUUGCCUUAGCCACCAAGCCAUAAAUCUUCAAAUCAUUGAGUUUCUUUGGGCAACUUUUCUGGAUUUGCUCCCACAAUUCUUUCAGAGUGCAUGAAAAGAAAAUUCUUGUACAUCUCUGGUGUCAUUGUACUUAGUAGCCACAUAUGAAUAUUAGCCUCCUUUGAUUCCCAUCCUCCAUACUUUGGAUCUGAUUGCUUCAAUGUUUCUUCUGUAAGGUGAUCUGUUAAGUCUCUCCUAGAGAGUGUUAGAUCAACAAACUGCUCUCAUUGAUGAAGAUUUAUCCCAUUAAAACUAAGUUUCUGUGAAAUAUUUGGUGGGGUAUGAUAUCGUCCCUCCUUUUCUCCAAUUUUUAUUGGAGAGGUAAGUUCCAUAGAUGACAAAGAGACCUUCCCUGAAUGCAUUUUGAAAGUUUUUCCUUCGUACUUUCUAGGAUGCCUCAGCUCCACUACUUGCGAAAGGUUUCUUUCUUCCUUGGUGUUGUUCCAAGAAGCAAAAUUUAAGAAACAAGAAACACAAAUUAUCUGAUCCCACCAGAAUCAGCACUGCUUUAAUACCAUGCUGAUAAUUGCUCUUGAUUGAGGUUUGUUCAACUUGGAGAAUGAAGGAGUCAGUCUUCACGAUCCUCCUCUUCCAAGAUGAUGAACUCAGCAGCCACUUCUUGGAGUGGGGUUCUCGCAACCCAAUUAAUUUCGUCGAUUAUCAUGAUUUCCCACUUAAAUACGGGUUACAUGAGUUAAUGGGCGAGGCCCAUUACAUUAGUCUAUAAGUGGAUCCAUUAAUAAUCUAAUGGAUCCACUUUACAAGAGGAAUAAUGGGAGAGAACAAAAUACAAUGAAAAGAAAAACAAAUAGAAAAGGAAAUCAUAGGAAGUUCAAUAAUAUCCUCCUCCGUGCUAUAACUUCCUUCCAGUUUUAUUUAGGCAGUUAUUCUCGUAAGUAAUUACUCUCUUAUUGGACUUUGGGCCUUCUUCCUUCUAAAAUAUGUGCGUGGAGGCUUAUCACUUAUCUGACCUCAAAACCUUGUAAUUUUCCAUUACCACUUCGGUACUUCUAUGCUAAUCAGAAGGAAGUUUUUGAACACGUCUGCAACUGGGGUGCUGAGAUAUUCCUGUGAAUAGAUAUCUACGAUUGCUCUCUUUGAGCUCAGUCUCUACUUGCUAUCUCUGCAUUUGCUUAGCAUCCCACUCCGUUAUUUGUUCAGUGCGUCUGCAACUGGGAGAACAGAGAUGCGAUGUUCAUGGAAGUAGAGGGGAUUAUUAGGCGGCAGAUCAAGGUCUCCUCCAUCUCCUCCUCAUAAUUUUUCCUUUCUUUCACUUCUUUCUGCUCACAUCCUUCUUUCCAUCACCUUUUCUCUUUUUCUUUUUCUGGGCUGUUCCUGAAAUUCAACUCAGUUGUCAACCCUCCCAAGUGUGCAACCUUUCCACGCCAUAGCCUACCCUCUCGAUCCAGUUCUUGCUCUGGAAAUCAGGUUAGCUCUUCCCUCGGCCUCGAUCUUCGGUCCCUAUACUUAUGAAAAUAGGAGUCGUAAGUGUGUUCCUUUCUUGCAGCCGAAAAUACGCCGCCCAUUGCUCCUUGAUCGCUUCCCGUUAUGGCCUUCCCCCGUUUACCCACCCGCCUCGGGUGCCCGUGAAGAGUGAGGGCGGAAGCGGACGCCUCAGAGUGGGGUAGAUCUCUCUCUCUCUCUCUCUCUCUCUCUCUAUCUAUCUCUCUGUCUUUCUCUCUCUAUAUAUUCAUUUGCCCCUAUGUGGGAAAACGAUGGUUAUGCAGGUAUGUUAGCAGUGACUUUGGGAAUCACCCUCUCUCUCAUCUCAUGGGCUCGGUCUUUGGCAUGCACAACAGAGAGAAUGUUGAGGUUCUGUUGAAUAUAAUUCUCCCCCUUCCCCAUCUGUAGAUCGAUCGGGUGCACUUUCUCUCACUAGAAAAGUAUGUGCAGGUGUUCUGCUACGCCUUGAGCCAGAAUGACGGCACCGAGUGGAGGCAGAGAAUCCAGUCUGAGGCUGAGCACUUUGUCGAUGUCUCUUCGAUGACGUCUGAUUCGAUCGCAAAGAUGAUCAAUGAGGACAAGAUACAGAUCCUGAUUAAUCUCAAUGGCUAUACCAAGGUAAUAUCUGAGUUGAUUCUAACCCUCGUCUCGUGUUUUACCGAAUUAAAAGUCAACUCAUUUGGUCGGGAUCUCUAUUCCAGUUUUGGGGAGUGUGAUUCCUUGACGACGGAGCAUGCGUGAAUUGAGGGUUUUAUUAUGAUCAUCAAGUAGGAUUUGCGUUGACCAUGUCCGUGGUUUAGGGUCUUUUGGAUGAGGGGAUCCUGGGUUUUUUAUUCGUUGACUUUUAAACGUCAACUUUUAGUCUUUCGAACAUGAAGGCUAAAUAUUCCUCUGUACUCGAUCUUGUAGGGCGCGAGGAAUGAAAUAUUUGCCAUGGAGCCGGCACCGAUCCAGGUUUCUUACAUGGGUUUUCCUGGGACAACUGGGGCGCCAUACAUUGACUACCUGGUGACUGACGAGGUUCGGUUCUGUUGUUCUAGUCAUCCCUGGAUAAAAGUCAACGCUCAUCUUGAAACCAAAUCCUGCAUGCAUUGUACUGAAGAUCCGUCCUCGUUUCUUUCUUUCUUUGUUUAAUGGGCUUGCAGUUCGUUUCUCCUCUGCGCUUCGCCCAUAUAUACUCGGAGAAGCUCGUUCAUCUCCCGCACUGCUAUUUCGUCAACGAUUACAAGCAGGUAAAUUGUAGCACUGUGCUAGGGUUCUUGAGCUCUGUGAAAUCCCCGUUCCUCCUCUGCAAAGCCGUCACACCCACCCCGCCCUCUGGAUCGUGCUGCUGUUGCUCCAGAAAAGUUGCGAUGUUCUGGAUCCCGUCUGUCGCCACAAGCGAUCUGACUACGGCUUGCCAGAGGACAAGUUCAUCUUCGCCUGCUUCAACCAGCUCUACAAGAUGGAUCCGGAGAUCUUCAACACCUGGUAUUUUUCUUCUUCUUCUCCUGAUCUGAGAUGGAUCGUCGUCUUCGAUCUGUGUGGGACUGAUUCUCGUCACGAUCUGUGCUCUUCCUCCAGGUGCAACAUCCUCAAGCGAGUUCCGAACAGUGCUCUCUGGCUGCUUAGGUUUCCGGCGGCGGGGGAGAUGAGGCUCCGUGCCUGUGAGUACAUCUUCUUCUCCCCUCUUCAUCUAGGGUUUCACCUCCUGAUUUUCGGCCUGCCUCUUCCCUCGCAGACGCCGCGGCGCAGGGCGUCCGUCCGGAUCAGAUCAUCUUCACCGACGUUGCCAUGAAGAACGAGCACAUCCGGCGCUCCGCCCUUGCCGACCUCUGCCUCGACACGUGAUCUCCUUCAUCAUCAUCUUCAUCGUCAUCAUGUUCAUGAUCAUGAUCAUUCAUCUUCAUCUUCGUCUUCAUCUUCUUCUGGUCUGAUGAUUUUUGUUUCUCUUGCGCAGGCCGCUGUGCAAUGGGCAUACGACUGGGACGGACGUGCUGUGGGCGGGGCUGCCGAUGGUGACGCUGCCGCUGGAGAAGAUGGCGACGCGGGUGGCUGGCUCGCUCUGCCUGUCCACCGGCGUCGGCGAGGAGAUGAUUGUGAACAGGUAGAAGAACCCUAAAAACCUCAUCCUCUGAAUACUAUCCCGUCUCAUUGUCGAUAGGGUUUUUCAUUUCUCUUGUUUCCUCUGUGAGAAGCAUGAAAGAGUACGAGGAGAGAGCGGUGGCGUUGGCGGAGAACCGCCACCGGCUUCAGUCCCUGAGGAGCCGGCUGAAGGCGGUGCGGAUGAGCUGCCCCUUAUUCGACACCGCCCGAUGGGUAUGUAAGGGAGCGCUCUGUUUCUCUCUCUCUCUCUCUCUCUCUCUCUCUCUUUCUCUGUGUUUCCGGCGACCGUUGCGGCGAGGGGAAUGGCGGCGCCGGCGGCGGCUUAUUGGAGCUAGGUUGGUGCAGGUGAGGAAUCUGGAGAGGGCGCUGUUCAAGAUGUGGAGCGUGUACUGCGGGGGGGAGCAGCCACAGGCGUUCAAGGUGGCGGAGGACGACGGCGAGUUCCCCUACGACAGAUAG
Messenger RNA from Spirodela intermedia, 15268 nucleotides. NCBI's taxonomy places the organism in Eukaryota, Viridiplantae, Streptophyta, Magnoliopsida, Alismatales, Araceae. The record is from the annotation of a GenBank genome assembly.